UUGAUCGUGCGUCGCUUCAAACGUAAUCUCGCCUCAGUUUCUUAUUGCCUUGAUGUUGGUCUGUUAUUGUUAACGUUUUACUGUGUUCAUAUCGUAUCGUUGUUAGUUUUUUACAUUAAUAAGUCAUGUCUCAGGUUUCGUUAAUAUAUCUGUUCCUAUUAUUUUCAAUAAUUUCUAUGAAUCUCGCUGGACCUAUUAAGAGGACGUUACAUUACGAGGAAAAAUGCAACAAUACAAAUUGGACCACGAUGUAUUUGAGAGCAGACGGAUUAAACAAUACUCUACAUUAUAUUUGGGAUUUUGGCGGUAAACCAUCGAUAUUAAUGGCGCUUACGUCACUUCCUACGACAUUGAAUAUCACUUGCGAAGAUUUUGCAUUGAAAAAAAAUCAUUCCAUUGUAUUUUCGGAUAAUCCAAUUUACACGAUCGGUAUAGUGAUAAAUAAGAUAAUCGAAUUCAAUGACGUUAAUAAUACGGCGGUGAUCAAUUAUGCCAAUACAAAGAAUAUAAACGUAUUAAAAUCAGAAUCAUUUGUUUGGUCUCGCAAAUCAUUUACGAUGAACGGUGAUUCCUUCGGUUUAAACAUGGAAGCUAAUUUUUACAAUGAUACAACUACGAAUAUCACCAGACGCGGGAGUAUAAAAGCAUCGUUAAAAGGAUAUUACUUCUUGGAACACACGGAUUCAAUUCCUCACAUGUUGCACACAGAAAAUUCCAUGCUGGUUGAUUUAAUUCUCGACAAAAUAGAAACAAACGAAACUUUUAGCAGUAGCAGAUUCGCCAUUGAAUUGAUGAUCGUUGAUGGUGGUAAUCCUGAUAAACUGAUGAUCAUUGAUCCUAAAAAGAAUCUCGAUGACGAACAUACACCGGGUAUAUUCGAGGUGGUAGAAGUGAGAACACCUGGAUUCAAUAGAAGUAACGAAACGCAACAGAAUUGUGCAUAUUUGCAAUGGAGACCAGUUUCUUAUUUAUCUACAUCACGAAGUAUAAGUAGUUCGACAGAAAUUGUACAAUAUCCACCAUUUAAAGUAAACGAUCGUGUUGCUGCUAUUAAGAAUUCUAUGCUUUAUGGUUAUUACGGUCAGGAUGUUAAAGAUGUUUUGGUGCAAACAAUCUUGAUCUCAUUUGGAUCAAAGGAUGAUGGAUUUUAUAAGAGUACCAAUUACACGACCUGGACAUUCAUCAUUGGAUAUGGGACACCACCGGACGAGCAGUUAUCCUAUUUAGUAAUCCUAAUCAUUUCGAUCGGACUCGGUCUUCCUGUUGUCAUUAUGUUCCUAGCUGCAUUGUAUGCGUAUAUUCGUAACAUGUCCAAGCGACACACUGACACUUAUUUAAAUCGAUGAGAGCAAAUAAUAAGGUCAG
Messenger RNA from Polistes canadensis, 1365 nucleotides. Its product is annotated as glycosylated lysosomal membrane protein B-like. The record is from RefSeq and is a predicted model, not a curated record. The transcript is spliced from 6 exons. NCBI's taxonomy places the organism in Eukaryota, Metazoa, Arthropoda, Insecta, Hymenoptera, Vespidae. The coding region runs from base 126 to 1346 and encodes 406 amino acids. Gene Ontology annotation, cellular component: lysosome.